UCGGAUGGUAGGCUGUUUGAGGAGCGCUCCGCGGCAUCUAUCUCCGCCAUUUCUCACUGAGUUGAAGCAUAGGUUGGGCUUCAUUCUAAAGCCAACCUCUCCGCUAAAACACUGUCCAAUUUGGAGUAGGGUUUUAUCAUGCUGGAAGGACGCUUUUUUCUAGCGUCUUUGACGCGCUGAGUUUAUUAUUUGUUUUGUUUCUGCAAGAUGGAGCCGCAAAUGAUGUCCUGCUUCGUUUUCUUGGCUCUUGCGUUUUCAGAAAACGUCGGAUGUUCUAGAGGAAGGGUUGGACCUAAAGUGACCGAAAAGGUGUUCUUUGACAUCACUGUGGCAGGUCAUGAAGUUGGCCGGAUCGUGAUUGGCCUGUUUGGAGAUGUUGUUCCCCUGACUGUGAAUAACUUUGUGGCUCUUGCCACAGGGGAGAAAGGAUAUGGCUACAAAGGAAGUGCGUUUCACCGGGUGAUCAAGGACUUCAUGAUCCAAGGGGGUGACUUCACAGCUGGAGAUGGAAAUGGAGGUAGAAGCAUUUACGGCAACCAAUUUGCUGAUGAGAACUUCAAGCUGAAGCACCUGGGAGCUGGUUGGGUCAGCAUGGCCAACGCGGGCCCAGACACCAACGGCUCCCAGUUCUUCAUCACUGCGUCCAGGGCUCCUUGGCUGGACGGGAAGCACGUGGUGUUUGGGAAGAUCCUGGAGGGCAUGUCUGUGGUUCACACCAUCGAGCUCCAAGACACAAAUGACCGGAACCUGCCCUAUACAGAGUGUGUCAUUGUCAACAGUGGGAAGAUUGAAGUCAAAGAGCCAUUUAUUGUGGAUGUGGAGGGUUGGUAGGGUUAUCACUACAUGUGUUACUGUAUUCAGAUAAAUAUUAUGCAGAGUUUGUUUAUGUUUACUUAUUACUAGAGCAUAUCCGUGGCUCUCUAAUGGGUAUACUAACUAUUAACAAAAUGAAUACAAUGAAUUCAAUCAUGAUGAGAAGAUGUCAUUUACAAUGAAUAUGUUAAAACCGUUGUAUGUAGUUUAUAGUUUGUUAACCUACACUCAUUAACUGCCAACAUGAUCAGUAUGUCAUUUGCACUAUCCACUCAGCACUUUGUCACGCUAAGCUGAAACAACUUUUCGUUUUUACAAUGUUGAAACGACUACACAAAGUAUGCAAUACUUCACUUAUUUUGACAUAUGUUAUGCAUCAAAUGUCAUCACAGCAGCUGUAUGAUGUUAAAUGUGUCUGAAUAUGUUAGUGAGGUUCCCUUUGUGAAUAUGUUGCGUUGUUAUGGUUAGUAUGUUUUUCUAUUAUCUAUGAGAAAUGCAAUUGUGGGGAUUCAUCUGGAAGAUGUAGUAGCAAGCUGCAAAGUUAUUAAUAUUUCAAAAACAAUUGCACAGCAAAAUUAUAUCAAUGCAUUCCUCUUAAUGUGCUUAGGUAAGAAAUAUACCUCUAUUGAUAUCAGUACUAAAAAAAAAUUGACAUUGUUGGUGAUUACUUUAGGGCACUUCCACUGAAACCGAAUUACGCUUUGACUCAGAUUGUUCACUUUAAAAUGUAUGCCAAACAACAAACAUUGAUUUCCAAGUUUAACAAACCAUAUAACUCUAUGCACAAGGACUACUUUGAACAAUGUACACUUACAUUUACUAAAACUGUUGUGCAGAUGCAAAGUUUGGUAACAAAAUUACAGUAACAUCUCCCUCAGUUUUUUAUGCGACCACAUUUUCCAAUA
Coregonus clupeaformis (lake whitefish) is the source of this 1718-nucleotide messenger RNA. Its product is annotated as peptidyl-prolyl cis-trans isomerase C. The record is from RefSeq and is a predicted model, not a curated record. The transcript has 5 exons. Gene Ontology annotation, cellular component: intracellular membrane-bounded organelle. Lineage: Eukaryota; Metazoa; Chordata; Actinopteri; Salmoniformes; Salmonidae. The coding region runs from base 208 to 831 and encodes 207 amino acids. Gene Ontology annotation, molecular function: peptidyl-prolyl cis-trans isomerase activity. Gene Ontology annotation, biological process: protein folding; protein peptidyl-prolyl isomerization.